Molecule: messenger RNA, 333 nt
Organism: Caenorhabditis remanei
Lineage: Eukaryota; Metazoa; Nematoda; Chromadorea; Rhabditida; Rhabditidae
Exons: 2
Coding region: 1-333 (110 amino acids)
Source: RefSeq, a predicted model, not a curated record
AUGCAAACGCGCUCCGCUGGAUUUAAUCGAAAAGAAUCGGAUAUAUACGGCACAGUUUUCAAACGUUUUGUUAUCUUGGAUCAGCAUGUCACAGAGCAAUUCUUGAUAAAUCUCAGAGAUUUAUUCUCCUCUUCUAUCAACUUCGAGUCAUGCACUGUCGAAUCAAAUGAAGGCGAAAACUGCUCUGAAUACCUCGAAUCGUUCUGUGAAAAAGUGGAAUCAGGAGAAGAAGUCCUCUACCGCUACAAGAUUCCUGGCGAUUUGAACAAGGUUUUGGAGUUUAAAGUAGACUGUAACCAAGACGAAAUCGUUAUCGAGAAGAAGAAUUUUUGA